Scomber japonicus (chub mackerel) is the source of this 2126-nucleotide messenger RNA. RefSeq names its product THAP domain containing 11 (gene thap11). The record is from RefSeq and is a predicted model, not a curated record. Gene Ontology annotation, molecular function: RNA polymerase II cis-regulatory region sequence-specific DNA binding. Gene Ontology annotation, cellular component: nucleoplasm. Gene Ontology annotation, biological process: regulation of transcription by RNA polymerase II. NCBI's taxonomy places the organism in Eukaryota, Metazoa, Chordata, Actinopteri, Scombriformes, Scombridae. The transcript has a single exon. The coding region runs from base 309 to 1145 and encodes 278 amino acids.
GCGGACGGUUGGUUUGACUAAAACCCGAGAAGAACAAAAACGAGACAUUUACCGCCGAAAAUUAAGUAUUUGCCUCGAAUUCAGCAAAUAUAUAAGCUUCGUGUGCUUUCACUCCGCAUAGAAAGGCAUGGAUUAAGAGGCCGUGCGGCUCAGUUUAGGUGAAAAUAAACAGGAAGUUGUUAGCGUUGUGGGACGUGUAGUUCCGCCUGCAGGCCGCUUCACAACAACGCACAGAAUAAAGAAACAACAACCAAACAAGGUAAAUUGAGUCGAGAGGCUGUGUUUUCAGGCUCGGUGUGGAGCUCAACAUGCCCGGGUUCACCUGCUGUGUCCCUGGCUGCUACAACAACUCGCACCGGGACCGGGACCUGCGCUUCUACACGUUUCCCAAAGAUACGGCGCUGCGGGAGCUGUGGCUGCGGAACAUCUCCCGGGCCGGGGUCAGCGGCUGCUUUAGCACCUUCCAGCCCACCACUGGACACAGAGUCUGCAGCGUGCACUUCGCUGGCGGGAGGAAAACAUACAGCAUCCGAGUGCCGUCCCUCUUCCCUCUGCGGGGGGUGAACGAGAGGCGAAGCCGGCGGGGUAGGGGCAGGAAAGUGUCCUCGGCGGCUCCCGCUCCCGGCGCAGCAGCGACCUCCGGGAUCGUCCUCACUAAUGUGAGUAAUGUCCUGGGCAGCACGGUAGAAGGAGCCGAGGCUAAUGCUGGCGGCGAGGCGAGCGACGACAGCAUCACCGUGGUUCAGAUAGGCCAGAACGGGGAGUACUUGGGCACGGCGCGGCUGCCCGCUCAGUCGGAGGGGACGUCCUACUCCGCUCCAGUGUGCAGCUCCGACGACCUGACAGCAGACGACUCAUCGGUAGAAACGGUGCACCAGGCGCCUGUGCAGUACGUCAGUGUGACCAGCAGCCCGCUGGACCACUCUUACUCGCUGACCACCGGCACCACGUCCGCCGAGCUGCUGCGGAAACUGAAUGAGCAGCGGGACAUCAUCGCACUCAUGGAGGUGAAGAUGAAGGAGAUGAAGGCGACCAUCCGCCAACUCCGGGUGGCUGAGGCCAAGCUGCAGGAGGAGGUGCGGGAGCGGGACCGGCUGCUGUACGGCAAAUCGGUGGCUUUUGUUAGUGUCCGCAAUAAAAUGUGAUGGGUGAACAUCACCAGAGACUCAGACUGACAUCGAGGACGCUGAAGACCUAUUUUGUAUGAAACUACAAGCGAUGACAAUUUAUUUUCAACGAGUAGAGCUGGUUUUUCGUAGACCUGAUGUAAAAGAAGUUGACUGGCUAGUUAUGUAGCUGAUAGUAAUAAUCUCAUUGCUAAUCACCUGGAAACAUGAGCACUCUACUGUUGGCCUGCAGCUCAACCGAGGUCAAUAAUACCUAUUUUAUCCAUACAGAAGACUCGUAGUUUGCACUGACUUACAAGUUAGGCUGGUAUAUUUAUAACUUGACUGACAAGCAAGGUGCUCAAGACUGCCUAGUUGCAUAGAAAGUUUUUCUCCUUGAGAUUUCUUUUAAAAUGUUUUUAUAUUUUUAUUUUCUGACUGAAAUUUGGAGGUUGUUGCAAGAAGCAUCUCAAAACAGAUUGUAGAAGUUCAGGCGAAGUAAGCCAAGAUGGACUGUCCAUAGGAUCUGGUAACAAAACACUAUUGUUGGCACACUUAAAGGGUGUUAUUUCAUGAAAUAAAACUCUACCAUGUCUGUUUCUGAAUUCCCUUUAAAGAUAUCUUAGGUUAAUUUCCUUUUAUAUCCGUUGCUAAAUAUAUUCAUGCAGCAAAACAGACAUUUGAGGAAUCCUUUAAUGCUUGAAAGGGAACCCAAGGAUGAAAUCUUAGUUAAGGAUGUUACUUGAAGACAAGCAUUAAAUUACAUUUGUGCAACGAUUUUCCCCCCUAGGAAUCUUGAGUGAACUACAAAACAUUUGGUAGAGAUUUGUUAUGCAACUUGGACUUUUUUGACUGUCUCCAAGGUUGAUGUGAGAAGAAGCACCUGCUUGUUUCUGUGUGAUUCGUGACUUUAUGUGCCUGUUUAUGGUCAGAUGCUUUUCCACACAGACAUUUAGUGGCUGCAUCUCUCUGUCCUGUUCAUGAGUGCUUUAAGUGCAGGAUGUUACAUACAUUUCUGGC